This is a messenger RNA of Patiria miniata (bat star), 1921 nucleotides long. RefSeq lists its product as uncharacterized. The record is from RefSeq and is a predicted model, not a curated record. NCBI's taxonomy places the organism in Eukaryota, Metazoa, Echinodermata, Asteroidea, Valvatida, Asterinidae. The transcript has 9 exons. Bases 94 to 1146 code for a protein of 350 amino acids. Gene Ontology annotation, molecular function: protein binding.
GUUUUAGUUUUGUUUACAGACGACGAUCGACCGUCCGUCGAGUACGGCGUACACGCGGCAAAGUGUGAACGAUUCUCAUGCACAUAGUUGAUCAUGGCUCGCCGACGACUUGAAGCAGCCAUCCGCGCUGGUCGUGCCAUCGACAGUGAGCAGUCCAAACCACAAGCAACCUUCACCAAGCUGAUGUCAUUACGAGUCAUCGACAUCACUGACUACUUCUCAGGGGUGUACAGCCUGCAGUUCUCUCACGAUGGCGAUUUGCUGGCAAUCGGCUGUGGAAAUGGGGGAGUCCUGUUGUACAGCACUAAUACGGGUGAGAUGGUGAAAAGCCUACAUAAGGGAGGUCGCAUGGAGUUACCGGUGAUGGGGCUAAGCUUUCAUCCCGAGCAUAAAAACGAGCUGGUGUCGGUGGGUGCCGACGGUAACAUCAACGUGUGGGAUAUAGAAGAAACAAAGAAGAAAAUGUUCAACAAAGAAAAGAAUAAUGAGAUCAAUGCGAUAGACUUCAGUUUGGAUGGGGAUGUGUACGCCACAGCAGGCAAGGAUCUGUGCAUCAGGCUAUACGACGCCCAAACAAAUCAGUUACUACAAACGUACGAGGGUUCCAACCAACUCCUGCCAGUGAGUGAGGACGAGAACGAUUUGGGCCAUGGCAGGCGGGUCUUUGCUCUCAAGUUCCACCCAGACGACAACAGUAUCUUUGUCACCGGAGGCUGGGACAACUGUCUCAAGAUUUGGGAUAAACGAACGAGUCAUGGUGUGCAGGGAACUAUUGGCGGUCCGCAUGUAUGUGGAAGUGGCAUUGAUAUCAAGUCUGGUAAGAUUCUAACUGCAUCUUGGGUUGCCAGCAGCGCCCUUCAGGUCUGGGACCUAGCCAUGGGUAGACUUGAGCAGUCCGUCCCCCUCUCGGGUACCGAUAAGAAAGGAGAGUUUCUCUACUGUGCCCAGUUUUGCGAUAACAAUGUCGUGUUGGCAGGGGGGAGUGGAACGUGCAAUGCCCAAGCAAUCGACAGAACGACUAACCAGUUGAUUGGCCAUGUUGAUCUUGAUGGCAAGGCCGUGCAGGCAUUGGACAGCACAGACGGGGGUCGAUACAUCGCAGUGGCCGGGUCUUCACCAGUUGUAAAGCUUGCCCAGCUGGCGUAGAAAUCCCCGAGCUGAGAGACUCAAAAGAUUCAGGGUUUGAUUUGGCAAUGCAACAUUACAUGCAGGAGAAUGAUGGCCCAGGGUUCAACAGAAGUGAGCAAAAGCAUUCCUGAGUUGGCUGGUAGUCCGUGAUAUGGCAGUCAAGAAUCUUACCUUUUGGUGAGUGUAUAUAUUAAUGUUGGAAGAAAUUUCUAAGUUUGGAAAAGCUGUUGCAAAAAAAAACGGUGGUUGAAUUCUUCAUAGGAAUGCGUUUUCCGUCCCCUCGAUGUUUUGUGAAUUCAUAAAUUUCAUUAUCCGUCCAGUUUAUACAAUUGACAUUUUUUCAGAUAUGUGUCUAAGAGAGAUCUAUAUUGUGUACAUAUUUGUAAUUUGAAAUCUUUAACUAUACCCAGUAUAGUACCAAAAGAAUUGCCCUGAAUUGUGUUCCUGUCAAACAUAUGGUUCUGUGGUGCAGCUAAAAGUUGUAUAUAUUGUAUUCAAAUAUUGUUAUCGAGUUGCAUGUACAGUCAUCAUGCACAGUUAAUAUUUAAAAAAAAAUACAAAAAUAAAAUACCAGGGUAUACAGUCAACUUCCGCUCGAUAAGAUAAACAAAAACGUUAAAUUGAAAUUGAAAGAUUAAGAGAAUGUCAGUCAGUUUUUUUUUCUUUUGCAGUGUAAGCAAAAACUGGUUUACUCAAUUACUCAGGAUGAAAUAUUGUGAAUGCAGCAUUAACUAAAGGGACAACUAAAUUUUACAAGCAUUUACUGUUGAGGUUAAACUAAACACUGCAAAAA